AUGAAUGGAACGACGAUAGUCGGACCGUCGGAGGAUCCUUGCAUUCAGCAUCGACCGUCGCAAAAUGAAACAGGCUCUGAGCAUCCUCAAAGUCCAAAUAGUCCUUUGAGCAUUCGGCACGAUUCUGGAGAAAGUAGUGUAAUUUCUCCAGGUCUUCCAGAGAGGUAUAGUCCUUUGGGAGCCACAGGAUCAGUUUCGAGUCAUGAUCCUUAUGCAUCUAGAUCUGUACAAGAAUGUCCUGUUCCUUUGUGUCGAGGGAUGCCAAGUAAUUUCCCAGUCGCUACAUCCCCGUAUCUAACGGCUCUCGAAAAUGGUCAUCCUCAUCUUCUUGGCCAAGUUCAGCAACACCAGCAACAACAGCAACAGAUUCAGCAACAACAGCUUUCACAACAUGGUGGAAAAUCUCCCAGAAGUCUUGGAUUAAUUUGUGUCGUUUGUGGAGAUACCAGUUCUGGAAAACACUAUGGAAUUCUUGCCUGUAAUGGAUGCAGUGGUUUCUUCAAAAGGAGCGUUCGCAGAAAAUUAAUUUAUAGGUGUCAAGCUGGAACUGGAAGAUGCAUAGUGGACAAAGCACACCGAAAUCAAUGUCAGGCUUGUCGCUUAAAAAAGUGCAUGCAAAUGGGGAUGAAUAAAGAUGCUGUGCAAAAUGAGAGACAACCUAGGAACACAGCCACUAUUAGGCCAGAAGCUUUAGUAGAAAUGGACCAGGAACGUGCUCUUCGAGAAGCUGCCGUUGCUGUCGGAGUCUUUGGACCACCGGUAUCAUUGGCAAUGGCUAGGUACACAACCCCUUUGCCUUUACCAACUGUUGCUCCAACAACAAAUUCCACGACUGCAAAUACUCCACCUCGUCAAGAUACCGAUGAUGGAAAUGGUUCAGAAGACAGCAUAGAUGUGACAAAUGAAGAACCUCUGAUGCCACAACGAAGUACCUGUACACAAUUGACUCCAAUAGUCCCAACCUUGUAUUCACCAGUGAGUGCAGAAACCGUUUACGAAACCAGUGCUCGAUUACUUUUUAUGGCAGUGAAAUGGGCAAAAAAUCUACCCUCCUUCGCGAGUUUACCAUUCAGGGACCAAGUGAUACUAUUAGAGGAAGCUUGGUCGGAACUCUUUUUACUCAAUGCUGUUCAAUGGUGCCUCCCUUUGGAGUCAUCUCCACUUUUUAGUGCGGCUGAACUCACUGCCUUGACUGUUUCACCACACCCACACCCACAUUCUGGAAUGCAUUUGGCGCCAAAUGGAAAACCAAGUCAGGUCGCGGCUGAUGUUAGGCAUCUUCAUGACACUCUACAAAGAUACAAGGCUGUCAUAGUGGACCCUGCAGAAUUUGCUUGCAUGAAAGCGAUCGUCCUCUUUCGACCAGAAACCCGUGGCUUAAAAGACUCAAGCCAAAUAGAAAAUCUGCAGGACCAAGCUCAGGUCAUGUUGGGACAACACGCGAGGGCGCAGCAACCCGGAAGACCCGAGAGAUUUGGCCGACUGUUACUAUUGUUGCCCCUUCUGAGGGCUGUUCCUGCCCCCAGAGUAGAAUUGAUUUACUUCCACAGGACCAUUGGGAACACCCCCAUGGAAAAAGUCCUAUGCGAUAUGUAUAAAAAUUAAAUUAGGUAUGUUUACCGUUUAGUUGCCAAUCAAACCAGUGAACUAAAAAACAAAAGAAAAAUAGAGCAAAGAUGCGAGGCUGUGACCCAGAUGAUUUUUCGACAUCGAAACGUAAGUGGAACAUUAAAAUGUGCAAAAGAGACUCUAGUGGUUUGAUACUGUUUAGUAUUUAAGAAUAGAGUUCGUGCAGAACAACAUUCUUGAGCGUGAAGACUUAAGCCUGAAUCCAAAGAUAUUUGAUAUCCAUUAAACGUGGUCAUUUAUUAUUAUUUGUUUAAUGCUUUCUUUGAUUGUAUUAUAUUUAUAAUAUUGUGAUAGUCUGUUUUCUAUUCUUGACUUCUUGUACAAGAAUUAACUAGUCAGCAAUAUUUUGUAUUUUGUAAUUUAAAAUUACAAAGUGCAAUGUAAAUUAUUGAUGAUCAGAUUGAUCAAGCAGAUUGUAUGUAGUCAAGCUUUGUAUUAAAUUAAUUGAUAGUCUGAGUCUAAAGCUCUUUUAUGGGUUUUGGUAGCUCGUGAUGAAGCCUUCUGUCAAUUUUAAUUUAAGUUUUUAAUUACCUUUAUCUGAAUGACAACCUUCAUGAACCCUGUUUGCAAAUAACAAAAUAAAAUAUUCUAUAACCACUCUAUUUUGUGAAUGAAAAGAGGUUCGUGAAAUAAAAGAGAAAAAGUAAUUUCAGAAUUCUAAAUUCAGCACUAAAGUAUCUGGCCUAAGCAAACUGUAUAAACGAAUAUUGAUCGUCUAGUACGGUCAAAAAUGUAACAAACACUGUUUUAUAGUGAACAUGUAUCCGGUCUUUCUACAGUAGACAUAUAUAGUUGUACUUGGAAACAAAGUUUCCUCAUCGAUAUUAAGUUUUAACGUUUCAAAUGAACGGAAGCUUCAGACAAACCCCAAAAAUAAUAAUAUCCAGAGUUGAAGAAAAUAGUGAAUUUCUUUUAAUUCAGCACAGAGUGUUUCUUACAUCGAUAAAGGCCAGGCCUAAUCUCAGUAGAAGUUUUAUAUUUUAUCCGUGCCAGGUAACGAAAUAUUUUUAAAUUCGUGAUUCUACUUUGUGACUUCUGUGCAAUUUUCUGCGAAAGAAUUCAUAUUC
Molecule: messenger RNA, 2696 nt
Organism: Belonocnema kinseyi
Lineage: Eukaryota; Metazoa; Arthropoda; Insecta; Hymenoptera; Cynipidae
Product: photoreceptor-specific nuclear receptor-like
Exons: 7
Coding region: 1-1605 (534 amino acids)
Biological process (GO): cell differentiation; anatomical structure development; positive regulation of transcription by RNA polymerase II
Molecular function (GO): zinc ion binding; RNA polymerase II cis-regulatory region sequence-specific DNA binding; nuclear receptor activity
Source: RefSeq, a predicted model, not a curated record